Molecule: messenger RNA, 1506 nt
Organism: Metarhizium album ARSEF 1941
Lineage: Eukaryota; Fungi; Ascomycota; Sordariomycetes; Hypocreales; Clavicipitaceae
Product: WD40 repeat-like-containing domain protein
Exons: 3
Coding region: 1-1506 (501 amino acids)
Biological process (GO): positive regulation of ubiquitin protein ligase activity; positive regulation of anaphase-promoting complex-dependent catabolic process; anaphase-promoting complex-dependent catabolic process
Cellular component (GO): anaphase-promoting complex
Molecular function (GO): anaphase-promoting complex binding; ubiquitin ligase activator activity; protein binding
Source: RefSeq, a predicted model, not a curated record
AUGGACUCAUUUCCUGGUAGAUCGAAAGAGUCCCUGUACUGGCAUGAAGUCAUGCUCCCCAGGGGCCCUAGUGUUCUUGGUUCUCUCAACGGCUCACAAAGCAGCACGAGAUCUCUACCCGCAGCACCGUUCAAAGUAUUAGACGCUCCUAAUCUGCGAGACGACUUUUACUGCUCAGUUCUUGCGUAUUCAUACAGUUGUCAAACCCUUGCUAUAGGCCUGGGAAACAUCAUAUACACAUGGUCAGACAAGGAAGGGGUUCGUUCCGUCAAUGGCUCUCAGCAAGAUGCAACUUGGCUCACAUCAAUAUCAUUUUCCUCCGUGGAGAGCAAAAUGAGCCUAUUUGCAGCCGGAAGAUCAGACGGCACAUUCAUCGUAAUGUCACUCUUGGAAACAUCACCCCGGUUCGAAAUCCAACAGUCGUAUUCAGUUGCUUGUCUUAGUUGGCGCCCUUGCUCAGCAUUGCGAUUUUCAAGCAACCCCCUCAACCCAAAUACUCUGGUAGCCACAGAAGACCUUGUUGUUGGGGAUGAAUGCGGAGACUUGUAUUAUUACUUGGUUGAGUGGCCAAUGAUAUCGGAAAACACAAGUGAACAUUGGCCUGGGUCUAUUUCGCUGGUAGCCCGAAUUUCGAUACACAGCCAGCAAAUUUGCGGCCUGGCAUGGUCACCAAAUGGAGACUUGUUCGCUUCAGGGGCCAAUGAUAACUUGUGUUCUCUUCUCAAUGUGAACGAAAUUCUAGCACCUCAAUAUCUUGGAUUGCGACGAGAUAACCACGGUGCGUACAGUCCGUACCUGGGCAACUUAGUCGACACGUCGACCCAGGCGACGUUGACUCCCAACGAGACACGAUCCUACGAUAGCUGGGACAAUGGCCAAGGUUCUUCUAGCGCAGUUGCUGGAGUUUCCCCCGGCAUGAUUAGACUGUCACAAACCAAUGUUCGAAACCUUGCCUCCGGAUGUCAGAGUCAAGUUUGGACUCAUCAGGCAGCUGUCAAGGCCAUUGCGUUCUGUCCGUGGCUUCACGGACUUGUGGCUACGGGUGGCGGGUCGAAUGACAAGUGUAUACAUUUCUUCCACACGGUUUCUGGAUCGUCGCUUGCCACCAUUUCCGUCGCUGCUCAGGUUACAUCUCUGAUUUGGUCGAAUACAAAACGAGAAAUAGCCGCCACAUUCGGUUAUGCCCAUCCGGAGCAUCCAUACAGGAUUGCAGUGUUUAGCUGGCCUAACUGUUCGCAGAUUGCAGCCAUCCCCUGGGAAGAUGAUCUACGCGCCCUCCAUGCAGUUCCCUACCCCUGCAUUCUGAAAGAAUCGAAGGGAUCUGAUGACAACGCGAGCGCUGUUAAUGAGUGUAUCGUCGUGGCAGCCAGCGAUAAAACCGUUAAGUUCCAUGAAGUCUGGUCAACAGAAGGGAGUAGAGUAGUGACCAGAUCUAGAAUGUUUGGUGGCAGCGAUAUUCUCGAAGACCUGCAAGGAAUCAUAAAGGAGGGCGAUGUGAUUCGCUGA